This is a messenger RNA of Sinocyclocheilus rhinocerous, 2372 nucleotides long. RefSeq names its product forkhead box protein P1-B. The coding region runs from base 345 to 2330 and encodes 661 amino acids. NCBI's taxonomy places the organism in Eukaryota, Metazoa, Chordata, Actinopteri, Cypriniformes, Cyprinidae. The record is from RefSeq and is a predicted model, not a curated record. Gene Ontology annotation, biological process: regulation of transcription by RNA polymerase II. Gene Ontology annotation, molecular function: DNA-binding transcription repressor activity, RNA polymerase II-specific; RNA polymerase II cis-regulatory region sequence-specific DNA binding. Gene Ontology annotation, cellular component: nucleus. The transcript has 19 exons.
GCUUUUUGUUGUGUUUAGACCACAUACCUCCAGCCCCCGAGACGAGAGUGCAUGUGUGUGCGAGCCAGAGAGCGCGAACGGGGCAAGGCUGCUGGUUGCACACUGCUCGCACCUCACUUACUACUUGAUAAAGAGGCAGCUGGUGAAGAGAGGACUUUUGUUAUAGUGCAGAUCAAAGUGUGGGACGCUGGAAUUGUUUGGAUUUGGCUUGUGGAGCACUGGGUUAUGUUCAUGGGGCAGGGAGGUUAAACGCAGCGCUGGAACUGAAGACGGCCGCAAAUAAGCAAGUCCUUGGAGAAGAAACUGGCCAACAAGGAUAAUCAUCAUCAUACUAUUUUUAAGUCAUGAUGCAGGAGUCGGGGACAGAGGCGACAAACGGAACGGCCAAUCAGAACGGCGCCCCACCUAAUGUGGAGGGACACAGAGAAGUUCAAUCCAAGAGCGCCACACCUUCCUCUGACAUCACAGUGUCUGACCUUGUCAACUUCCAGCAGCAGCAGGCCUUACAAGUUGCACGACAGAUCCUUCUCCAACAGCAACAGCAAAGCAGAGCCCACAAGUCCCCAAAAAACAAUGACAAGCAACCUGCACCACAGGUCCCAGUUUCUGUUGCUAUGAUGACACCACAGGUCAUAACUCCUCAGCAGAUGCAGCAACUCCUCCAACACCAAGUUCUGAGCCCACAGCAGCUCCAGCUGUUACUGCAGCAACAACAAGCACUGAUGUUACAGCAGCAGCAACUCCAGGAGUUCUACAAGAAACAGCAAGAACAACUCCACCUUCAGCUCAUCCAGCAGCAGCAUGGCAGCAAACAGCAGAGUAAAGAGGUGUCUGCGCAGCAGUUGGCGUUCCAGCAACAGCUGCUCCAGGUUCAGCAGCUCCAGCAGCAGCAUCUCCUGAGCCUGCAGAGACAAGGGCUGCUGUCCAUUCAGCCCAACCAGACUCUGCCCCUGCACUCCCUCACUCAGGGCAUGAUUCCAGCCGAACUGCAGCAGCUGUGGAAGGAGGUGACAAACAGCCAUGUGAAGGAGGAGAACAGCGCGACCAAUAACGGUCACCGGGGUCUGGACCUGUCAUCCCCCUCCCCCGUUCCCCCCAAAAACCACAACCAGCAUGGAUCCACCAACGGCCUGUACAUCAGCCACUCGCUCAAGAGAGAGGGAUCAACGUUGGAUGAUCAUUCUCCUCACAGUCACCCUCUCUAUGGUCACGGAGUCUGCAAAUGGCCAGGAUGUGAAGCCGUGUUUGAAGACUUUCAUUCAUUCCUGAAACAUCUGAAUAAUGAACAUGCCUUGGAUGACAGGAGCACGGCGCAGUGCAGGGUACAGAUGCAAGUAGUUCAACAGCUGGAACUGCAGUUAACGAAAGACAAACAGCGUCUCCAAGCAAUGAUGACUCAUCUUCAUGUGAAGUCUACAGAGCCCAAACCUGCCCCACAGCCACUGAACCUGGUCUCUAACAUCACCCUGUCCAAGACGGCUCCUGAGGCUUCGCCGCCCCUCAGCUUACCCCAAACGCCCACCACCCCAACGGCCCCCCUCACGCCGCUCUCACAAACCCACUCCGUUAUCACCCCCACCAGCCUGCACAGUGUCGGUACCAUGCGCAGACGUUACUCGGACAAGUACAACAUGCCCAUAUCUCCAGAUAUUGUCCAGAACAAAGAGUUCUACAUGAAUGCUGAAGUACGACCUCCUUUCACAUAUGCUUCGCUAAUACGACAGGCAAUACUAGAGUCGCCAGAAAAACAGCUAACACUAAACGAGAUCUACAACUGGUUCACGCGAAUGUUUGCAUAUUUCAGACACAAUGCAGCAACGUGGAAGAACGCAGUGCGACAUAACCUUAGUCUUCACAAGUGUUUUGUGCGGGUAGAGAACGUUAAAGGGGCGGUAUGGACCGUCGACGAGCUAGAGUUCCAAAGGAGAAGGCCGCAAAAGAUCAGCGGAAGUCCAACUCUAGUAAAGAACAUCCAUACCACUUUGGGAUAUGGUCCUGCUCUUUCUGCAGCCUUCCAGGCUUCAAUGGCAGAGAACAACAUACCUCUAUACACUACCGCUUCCAUCGGAAGUCCCACUCUUAACUCGCUUGCCAGCGCCAUCCGAGAGGAAAUGAAUGGGGCCAUGGACCACGGGAACAGCAACUGUAGUGACAGCAGCCCUGGACGCUCGCCCCUGCCAGCUAUGCAUCAUAUCAGCGUAAAAGAGGAGCCACUGGACCCCGAGGAGCACGAAGGUCCCCUUUCUCUUGUGACGACAGCCAAUCACAGUCCAGACUUUGACCACAACAGAGAUUACGAGGACGACCACGGUCACGAGAUCAUGCUGUAAGCCUGGUUUCUCCCAGGUCCUCUGCUGAAGAGGCCAUACUAA